AUUACGAAGUUGGAAGAAUAAUUAAUCCGUGUUCGUGCGGGGGAGGAGCCGAGGAGGAAAGAAGAACGAAUUAAUUUUUUAUAAUCUCCGAUGCAGUGAAGAGAGAGAGGGCCAAGCAAAGGCUAGAGAGAGCACUAUUGUCUCAAUUCUCAAAGCUAAUUUGUGUCUCUCUCUAGUCAUUCAUUGUCCUCACUGUCACUGCUACUUCCCAGAGGCCCUUUUCCUGGUUUAUGGGUGUUGAGCUCUCAAUCACAAUCCCUUCUCCAUUCAUCUCUUACUACUGUUGCCUCCUUCCAGUGCGUCAGGCCCUGCAUUGUCCUCUCCUCCUCCGCGUUCUCCUCCGUUACAAUCUCAAUGCACCAGCAUCAUCAUUACCACAACAUCUAAAGCCAAAACAGCCAAACCCCUAAUAAUAAAAAGAGAAGCAGAACGGCAAAGUAACCUACAUGGAUUACUUCUCUUGCCGCUCCUCCUUCCUUAUUCUCAUCCUUGUUGUUCUGCUUAUGACUUCUAGAGGUGUAAUGGGUGCUACAUUCACUUUCGUCAACAAAUGCGACUACACUGUCUGGCCCGGCAUUCUGGCCAAUGCCGGCAGUCCUAGACUCGAAAGCACCGGAUUCGAGCUCCCAAAGGACACUUCCCGUUCUUUUCAAGCCCCAACCGGUUGGUCCGGCCGCUUCUGGGCCCGAACUGGCUGCAACUUUGACGACUCUGAAUCCGGAUCCUGUCUCACUGGAGACUGUGGUUCUGGCCAAGUCGAAUGCAACGGACUCGGAGCUGCCCCGCCCGCUACCCUGGCUGAGUUCACACUUGGGUCAGGUGGGCAGGACUUCUAUGAUGUUAGCCUCGUCGACGGCUACAAUCUCCCUAUGCUCGUUGAAGGGAGUGGCGGAUCGGGUAUGUGCGCUUCCACGGGUUGCUCAACAGAUCUGAACAGAGAGUGUCCACCAGAGCUAAGGGUGGGUAACGGAGACGCAUGCAAGAGUGCGUGCGAGGCCUUUGGGAGCCCAGAGUACUGUUGCAGCGGCGCGUUUAACACACCCGCGACGUGUAAGCCGUCGGUUUAUUCGCAGAUGUUUAAGGCUGCAUGUCCUAGAUCGUAUAGCUACGCGUAUGACGAUGCUACUAGUACUUUCACAUGUACCGGCGCUGAUUAUACGGUGACGUUUUGCCCGUCCUCGCCAAGUCAAAAAUCUUCAAGCUAUUCAACACCAAUGACAGCAGCAACAACCACCCCAGGGGAAGUGUCAGGUUCAGGAUCUGGGCUAGAGUAUUCGGGUUCAGGUUCCGAUUCUGGUUCUGAGUCUAUUUCUGGAUCUGGCACCGGUUCUGGAGAAACCAUGCUAGCAGAUGGAUCAUGGUUAGCUGGUUUGGCUAUGGGGGACUCCCACAGGACAGUCUCUCCAAUUGCUCUAAAAUCUGCACUACUGGCUGUUUUUCUCGUGAUUUCUUUGCUUUGUUUGUAGCACUAUGCAUCACUUUGGUUGAUGUGCUUGAUGGCUCCUUGUGUUUUAGUGUGAAUUCUUUACAGAUUCGCGGGCUUUCGGUGGGUGCUUGAAUUUUGCCUUUUGUUAGGAAAGCUGACAAAUUCUGUCUCGCCAAUCCAGAUUGUAAACCCCCCACUUCCAAGAUUCUCUUCUAUAAUUUCCAGUGUUACAUAUGUAAAAGAACUCUUGUUUCUAUAUUAUAAUUUUCAGGAUUUUCUUA
Molecule: messenger RNA, 1707 nt
Organism: Hevea brasiliensis (rubber tree)
Lineage: Eukaryota; Viridiplantae; Streptophyta; Magnoliopsida; Malpighiales; Euphorbiaceae
Product: thaumatin-like protein 1
Exons: 3
Coding region: 447-1466 (339 amino acids)
Biological process (GO): defense response
Cellular component (GO): extracellular region
Source: RefSeq, a predicted model, not a curated record